Molecule: messenger RNA, 2721 nt
Organism: Cyphomyrmex costatus
Lineage: Eukaryota; Metazoa; Arthropoda; Insecta; Hymenoptera; Formicidae
Product: serine-rich adhesin for platelets
Exons: 4
Coding region: 1-2565 (854 amino acids)
Cellular component (GO): MSL complex
Molecular function (GO): chromatin binding
Source: RefSeq, a predicted model, not a curated record
AUGUCAAACCAGACGAACGUCGGUUCGCCGUCCGAGCGACUCCGACUCGUGAACGGUGAGAGGAGCGUCAGCCGCGUCAACCGCGUCAACGCUGCUGGUGCCGCCACCGGCGCUGUCAGUGGCAACGCCGGCCGCGGGGCGAGGGGCGGCGGGAGGGGCAGCUGCGUGGGUGGUAGAAGUGUCUUUGAUUCUCCCUGCGGUGCCGGUGGUGGUAGGAAUAACAAUAAUACCGCGGAUAUCAUUGGCAACGGCGGCGUGCUCGUUGUUACCGGCGGCGUCAUCGGUGGCGCCGCGGACGGUCCCCGCGACGUGACGUUGUCCGACGCCUCCCGCGCCCGCGACGGCCGCGACACGACGCCAGUGAAUUUCUGCCGUGAGACAACAGUACCGCGUACCUGCGGCGGCAACUGUCGUUGCUGCAUUUACGCCGUCGACGCGUUAUUAACCUCGGUGACAGGCGCGACGACGACGUGCCUGGCUAAUGGUGGCGGGAACGACUUCGCCGACGACGACGACGACGGCAACGACGACGACGUCGCCGCAACGUCGAUCAACUGUCCCGAGAUCACGUUGAACAGUACUGGAACCGGGACGACGACAACGACGCCGCUCCUGGACGCCGGUAGCGUCGACGCGAGAACAAUCGGCAGAAGUAGGAGCGGGAACAGCCGCCACUCUACAAACGCCGCCGCUCUCGUCAUUGUUGACGUCGCGCCGUCGUUCCACAACGACGUCGACGACUACGAGGAUAACGACGACGACGACGACGAGGACGACGACGACAACGAGGACGACGACGACGACGACGAAGACGAGGACCGUCGCCGCUACCACGACCGCGGCAAGAUGGUCGCGGCGAUGAACGAGCACCUGUCCAACGCUACGACGACGACGACAUCAUCCCCGCCGGCGGUGGCGAACGCCAUCCGCAACACCGUCGCGAUGUCAUCAUCAUCGUCGUCGUCCUCAUCGUCCUCAUCAUCGCUGUCGUCGUCGUCGUCGUCGUCCUUGGUAUCGUCGGCUAUGAUGACAGCGACUACCACGAACGCCGGCAGCAAUCCUUCCGCCACGAUGAUGACGAUGAGCAGUGUCGGGAGCGGUGCGAACGGUAACAAUAACAACGCCGCCGGCGGCGGCGGCGGUGGUGGCGGUGGCUGCACCAGCGCACGCAAUCAGGAGUUCCAGGAGAUGGACGGCGACGGCAAGAGCACCAGCAGCAACACCACUGCCGCCGGUAUCCACAGUUUUCCAUGUGACUUCGAUCAUAUGUAUGCCAGCAUGACCGACGGUGCUGCGCCGGCUGCCGCCGCGGCCACCGCUCUCGGCGUAAGUCCGCUGCGCGGCAACGAGCCUCGUCACAAUGAUCUCACUGAGGUCAAACACCUCAAGGAGCUGCUACUGCUCCACCUCGACCUCAUCCAACAGCAGUCCGAGCAGAUCGUCACCAAGGACAAGCUCCUCGCCGCGCUGCGUCAGGAAAACGAGACGCUGAAACUGCGCUUGGAGCGUAUGGAAAGGCGUGUAAACCUUCAGAAACUGAGAUCCGAAUGUAGCGAGAAUUCUACCGGUUCCGAACAUUUAGGCGCCUGCUCGCCCACCAGUGUCAAUUCAGUGAAUGUACCUUCGACCAGCGAACUGCAUAGAAAUGUUCAGUGCGAGAGUAGCAACAAUAGCAACGUCUUGCACGAGAGUUUUAAAAUACGUUUAAACACUAGUGGCGGUAUCACCACUGUUAAACAGGAGCCACACGAGAAUCAAAUUAAAUUGGAAAUCAAACAAGAGCCUAAUAACGAGGCGAGGUUUGAAUGGGAAGAGAAAAAGAAGAGACGAUCCGAUCCGACUCCCCUGUCUACAGGCAGUAAAAAGAAAAGGGGUCUCUCUUGUUCGUCAACUAUCAGUAACGACGGAGUGCAAGAAAAGAUACUAGGUCAGACGGUUCAUGAAACAUCCAGUAGAAAAAGCGACAGGAAGGCGAAAUCUCUUGUGAAAAAGGAAUCCUUUCUUACGACAGAGGAACAUUAUUAUACAGCUGUAGGAGAUCUAACUUAUACAUUAAAUAUGAAACAGUCUAAUCCAGUAGAACCAAGUAAUACGUUAGAAGUUCCAAAUUGGAGAGUAAAGGUGUAUACGAGUUGCUACACAAUGGAGGGAACCGAGAAUUUGGACGAUGAAAUUUUUAAUAAGAGACAUUUGAAAUUAGAGAACGAUGAAAGGAGGCGAAAGCGAUGGGAUGUACAAAGGAUAAGGGAACAAAGGCAUAUAGAGAAGUUGAAGCAACGGCAGGAACGUCAAAAUCAUCAAGCUACGUGUUACAAUACAAAUCAUACUGGUCCUUGUCCAUCGUCCAUGGAAGAGGAAACCAUAACUUCCUUGUGGCCUGAUAUAGAACAAAUUCAAAGUCUUCAAGUAGAUCAUCAUUUGCCAGUAACUGCAUUUGGCGUUCCUAUUCCUACUUUUCCUCCAUGUGAAUUUUCUUUACCCUGGUCGAAUAUAACGCGAAUAAAGUGUCGACGUCCUAAACGGUCAACAAGUAGAAGAAAAUCUAUAGGUAGAAGAAAAGUUUAAGAGAUAUAAUUUUUAUAAAAUUGGACAGAACUGAUUUUAUUGAUACCGUCAGUUUUAAACUCUUGAAAAUACUACUGCUCCCUCUCACGCCAUAAUUGAAACAGCGUUUUGUUGUAAAAUAGGGGCACCAAAGAUAUUUUUAUUGACUUUUUAAAC